This is a messenger RNA of Williopsis jadinii, 1713 nucleotides long. RefSeq lists its product as uncharacterized. Bases 1 to 1713 code for a protein of 570 amino acids. NCBI's taxonomy places the organism in Eukaryota, Fungi, Ascomycota, Saccharomycetes, Phaffomycetales, Wickerhamomycetaceae. The transcript has a single exon. The record is from RefSeq and is a predicted model, not a curated record.
AUGAAUUUGGAUCAGUUUGAAUUGGAGUACCCAACUCAUCACUCCUCUCAACAAAAGGAGGAGGCUAGUGGCCUACUGUCGUCACAAACAGGUGGCUUCCCACCGUCUUCACUUCCGGAGGGGAUUCCCAGUUCAUCUUACCCUGAUUUGGUAGCCACAUCACAACUAUCCUCUUCCCAAUUGGAAAGAAUUGGAAGACCAGCUCGUGCAACUGUGUCUCAGAAACUUGAGGCUCUUGACUGGUAUCAUUCGCAUGGCUCAUCCCAGAAACGUACAGUAUCACACUUUACCCAAAAGGGUACCUUUGGGAUUACGAGGUCUUCUUUUAACAGAUGGAUUAAUGAUGAAGACCGUAUAAGAGAGGCAUACGAUAAACUUGGAACUGAUUCGAGGUCUACAUUCAAGACAGUACACGAAAGGAAAAAUGGUGAAGUAGACAAAUGUUUGGAAAUGUGGUAUGAACAGAAACUGUUUGCAAAUCAACAUGUAACUGAACGUGAUCUUAUUCAGAAGUGGUUUACAUUCGACAAGUUGUAUAACCCAUCUCAAUCAGAUGCAGUGAAAAAGGAAGUGAAAUCAAACGGCUGGGUAUACCACUUUAAGAGUCGGUUACAGCACAAAAGAUCAAACGUGGAAACUUUCCAGCGUUCGAUGGCUUCCACGACAAAGCUGCAAGAAAUCACACAUCUCCGAAAGCUUUUAGAACAUGAACCUUCUAACAGUGUUUUCUUCAUGGAUGAAUUUAUGCUUACAAAUACAGUAGUUCCACAGGAUGGGCCAAGAGAUGUAUUUACCGUUGGAGUGUGCAGUAACGCUGAUGGUACAGAGGUUUGGGAUCCAUUGAUUGUAUCUCCUUCUAAAAUUGAGGGAUGCUACCACUCUGGGAUCGGCUUUACAACAGAAAUCUUCUGGGAAUAUAUCAAGCGAAUAGAUUCAUCUUUAAAUGGUCGUAAAGUGACGCUUCUUCUGGAUAGUCUACAUCAACAUGUGGUUGCACAAAAUCUGACCAACAUCAAAGUAAUAUGGGUUAGGUUCUCUGCAAAUUUAUUCACAAACAUUAUACGAUGGUUUAAACUUGAGUUCAAAAUUAUGCUGCUAAAAUUUAAGAUUCUUUUUUGGAUGACUACAGGGACUGAUCACUCUUUAAAAGGCGAGGAUUUUGUGAAGUUGGUGAAGGAGACCAGUUCUCAACUUCGUGAUCAAAAAUCGUUGAUCCAGCAGUGCUGGUCAUUUUCAAACGUAUUAUGUGAUGAAGGACAAACACAUCUAUAUCAGUUCAGAGAUCAAGAGGUGAAAUUUGCAAGAUUAUUAAAAUUGGCAUUGGAUGAAAAGAUACUGACCAGCCCACUGCUGAUGGGUAUCGAUGAGAUAUUAUUCCCAUCAGAUGAAGAGGUCUCCAAUACGAUUCUUUCUGAUCAAGAUAUCGUGGCUCGUGUGAAAAUUCUCAACAGGUCGAUGAAUGAAUCAGACCCGAAGAAAGGAUCUCAGCAAAUGUAUAGCGAAGUUGGCAGCGUUGAUGAAACUGACUUGGAGGACAUAGGAAAACUUCUGAUCUUGGCGCUGAAGCCCUUUUUCGACAAUAAUCCUGAGAAAUUCAUCAAAUCUCGCGAAGCAUUGAAAGUUCUGAUGAAUCAGUAUGUGAAGGAGAGCAUGGACCUGUGGUUAGAUGUACAGCACUCUACAGAAACGCGGCAGAGUCUAUUUGAAAGUUGA